Molecule: messenger RNA, 1218 nt
Organism: Condylostylus longicornis
Lineage: Eukaryota; Metazoa; Arthropoda; Insecta; Diptera; Dolichopodidae
Exons: 11
Coding region: 1-1218 (405 amino acids)
Biological process (GO): calcium ion transmembrane transport; intracellular calcium ion homeostasis
Cellular component (GO): membrane
Molecular function (GO): calcium:proton antiporter activity
Source: RefSeq, a predicted model, not a curated record
AUGGACAGCAGUAGCUAUGGUCCACUAGGCGAUGGUGAUUCUCCAGUAUUUACUUGGGGGUCGGAUUUGGCAGGAAUUCAAAUGCUCUUCUUCACAAAGUUGAAUAUCACUUUAGUGUUUCUUCCCCUUGGAGUGAUGAGCGCUUUCUAUCAAUGGGGCGAUCUAACGACAUUCUGGUUCAAUUUCGUCGCACUCAUCCCGUUAGCAGGGUUGUUGGGGAACGUGACAGAAGAAUUAGCUCUCCAUACUGGAGAUUUGGUCGGUGGUCUUUUGAACGCCACAUUCGGAAACGCGGUAGAAAUGAUUCUCACUGUUCAAGCAUUGCGUGCUAAUCUGCUUGCCGUCGUUCAAGGAACACUUUUAGGGUCAAUUUUAUCGAAUCUCUUAUUGGUUUUGGGCAUGAGCUUUUUUGCAGGGGGGUUGUUCCAUCAUGUACAGAAGUUUAACGCUCAAGGAGCGACUUGCAGCACAAGUUUAUUAUUGCUAGCUUCGUUAGCUUUUAUUACUCCGACUGUAACGUCAUCCGAUCACACUCUACCAGAAGACAUUUUAACAAUCUCAAGAUUAACUGCAUUGCUUAUUGCUCUCACUUAUUGUCUCUUUCUCUUCUUCCAACUUGGAACGCAUUUAAGUCUUUUUAAAGAUGAUACUGGGUUCGACAAGGAAUGGCCGACGAUAUCCGCGUCAGUUGCCACGUUGAUGCUUGGUCUUAUUACUGCUGCUGUCAGUGUAGCAUCAGAGUGUCUUGUUGGUUCGAUUGAAGGGGUGUCUCGCAAUAGCGGCAUUCCUGAAAGUUUUAUUGGAGUUAUUUUAUUACCUAUAGUCGGUAACGCAGCUGAGCACGCCACAGCAGUUACAGUUGCUAUCAAGAACAAGCCAGACUUGACAAUGGGGGUUGCAGUUGGCUCCUCUACUCAGAUCGCAAUGUUUAUGGUACCAUUUGCUGUUCUGGUUGGAUGGGCCAUGGGAGUUCCAAUGACAUUAGCCUUCUCGAGAGUCUCGGCAACUGUUCUUACAUUUUCAAUUUUGAUAGUUAUUGGAGUAGUUCAAGAUGGUGAAAGUAAUUGGCUCGAGGGGGUUAUGCUGAUGGUUGCCUAUUGUAUCAUCGCAAUCGUAUUUUGGUUUGACAAUCCAUCAGAAAAAUUCACCAGGGGCCAUCAAGCUCAUCAUGGCGUCUUCGUGAUUAUUGGUGCAUUCCGUCCGCUCACGUCACAAUGA